Molecule: messenger RNA, 3161 nt
Organism: Acinonyx jubatus (cheetah)
Lineage: Eukaryota; Metazoa; Chordata; Mammalia; Carnivora; Felidae
Exons: 2
Coding region: 333-1490 (385 amino acids)
Source: RefSeq, a predicted model, not a curated record
CGUUCCCUGAGGCACGAGGCACAGGUGCUGAGACCCCCAGCGCAUUCCGGAGAAAGUGAGUUCUCCCUGUUAAUUAAUGGGUCUCUUCUCGGGUCUCUCUUUGCACUCACCUCAGGUUUGUGGUUAUCAGUGAAUUCCUGGCCAACACCCGCGCAGUGUUCUGGAUUCGGAGUGGAUUUGAGGAGGGAGAAGGCAAGAACUCAGGCACUGGGGUUAGUUUCCACAGGGGACGUGGGGGUGUUCUGGGGACUCCGUGCUCUCUGCUUUGAAUGCAGCUUACAAGCCUCUCCCAGGCCCAAAGGCGACCCCAGGCAAUCUUGGGGUAAAAGGAGAUGGGCCCCAAGAGUUUUAGGAGCCAAGCACCAAAGUUCACAGGACCCCAGGACAUUUGCUCCUCCCUCUCACUUCUGAUCUUCAUUUCUUACCAGCCAGAUAGGAGAGUGGGGAUAAGUGAGGGCCCGCUGCAGAAGCCUGACUAUGCCCGAAAGGAAGGUGCCAGGCUGCCCCAAAUGCCCUUACACCCACCUGGUCAUUUUACACGUAAGAAGACUGAGGCCAGCCAGGAGAAAUGGUUUGUUCACCUGGCAUCAUGUGGCCGUGGAAUUCCUAGGCCAAUGCUCAGGCAAUUAGGGGACACGUGUCACCAUGAUUUGGGUGUGGGUGGGGACAGGCUACUUGAACCAGGGGAUGAGGACCACCUGGCGGCAGGCUCAGCUCUGGCCUCGGGAGAGGGGCCUGGGCUGGGCCACACCCCACACGUCCCUCUCCCCUCGAGAGCCGUGAGCGUGGGGCAUGUCUCCGAGUCUUACAAGAAGCAGAGAGGCUCUCCGAGCUGCAGCCUCUAUGGGGCUGGGAAUGUUCGGGAUUGUCAGAAGCCUGGGAGUCUUUCCCAGCGGCCCGUAUCUAUGACAACUGGACCCUGGGUAGAACCGGUCCAGGCAGCCAAGGCCAGUCGGGCACGCAGGGUUAACUCUGUAGGAAUCGGUCUCCGCCGUGGUGUUGGGGCUGCUCCCAUUUUAUUGACAGUAGCUCUGAGACCUGCCUGGUUCCACGUUACUGGAUCAGGAGGGAACGUGGCUAUUGCACGGGGCUUCGUGCUAAGUGAGCUCGGCGGACCGCAGAGCUGCCCGCCAGGAGUCCCAGCAGCCCGCGACCAACAUUCCGGCCCUUCCAUCGUCGGCCUCCUUUCCCCUUUUCCUGAAAGGCCCUGGGCCUCGCGAGGACCCAGCGGCCGAAGCAAGGGGAGGGGAGCGGAUACGUGGAGCAAGGACAGCCCGGGGCCGUGCACGGUCUCUGCAUCUUUGCGCGCUGGGUGGCAGACGCCCCAGGUCAGCGGGAACUGGCAAAGCGGCCCCAGAUGCCUCCACCGCCUCCACCGGGAUGCUCCGCUUCCCGCUGCUGCUGGAUCUCCCCACCCCGAGGGAGGCGCCCGAGGCCGCUCAGUCCCCAGGCCCGAGGUCCUAGCGGGGCUGCUGAGGCGGGAGCGCUGAGCCCAGCGAGUUCUGAGCACCGUGUCCAGCUCACAUGGCCGGCCUUCUGGGGGAACUUACCCGCACCUACCCUGGCCCCUGGGCCUCGGGGUCAGGAAGCUUUCCGGGUUCCGAGGCGUCCCAGCGUGCCAUGGCCUCACACACCCCUCCCUCUGCCGCCUCCAGAGGCCUGGAGAAAGCCCCGGACACAAUCCCUCGAGCUGCCCAAGUUCCUAGGGAAAUGGAAGGGUGCUCGUCUCCCGGGCGGGGGUCCCUUCUUGAGCUGUUCACUGGGCCAGCGCCCCGGCACAGGCACUGCUCUCAGAGGGGCCUUCCCUGAGACAGAAGGUCCCGGUGUGGCUUCAGUGGCAGCUCGGGUCUCGCUGAAUUCUUUCCCAUUUCUCUCCCCUUUAUUUCCUGCGUGUCUCUCAAACCUCCGCUGAACUCCGAAUCUUGAGAGGAGGACGCACUUUCAGGGCGGACUCUAUGAAAAGCCUGGGGAAGGAGAGAGCCCGCUGGACUACCCUCCUGGAAUCCAGCGCCAGCAUCAUCUGGAGAACAGGAACGAAAUGGCCCCGGAGCGCAGGAGCUGGGCAGGGAGGGCCGGCCUCUGCUGCCGUUGGGAGCUGGGAGCGGGGGGCCUCUUGGCCUCCCUCUCUUUCCUCGCUGGCUAGUCCAGCUUACUCAACCAAGGCAAGGGGGCCUGGGAGCCUGCUGGAGGUCAGACACCAAGCGCGGGGGCUCCCCGAUCCCGAGCACUAUGAAAAGGAACAGAAUGCAGCAUUUAAGUCUUAACCACUAGUCACCUCUGGGGCCACAGAUCCAAAGAAUCUGUGUGGCACAUAUGGGGAAAUUUAUUACGUUCCUACCUCCCCCAGCACUACAUCAGCAUGACCUGGAGACAAACUGCCAUGGUUAAAACAACACAAAACCAGGUUCUGUUCAAUGCCACUGCACCAAGGAAAAUCACUUUUUGGAAAAAUCAUCAUCCCCCGAAAUGUUAAGCCCGCUUCGCCCUAAGCAAAGUACAGCUGACCUCCUUGGGUGGGAAACAAAUCCCCAGUUUGGAGCCCCAGCCUCAAAACUCACACUCAGAGACCAGCGGGGGAGGGGGGGGGAAUUGUGCCUUUGAGCCAGUGAAAGAGAUAAUAAAAUCAUCCCCUCACCCCCCUCCCGCCCUCCGCCCCAGCCACACCCCACAAAUGGUUUCAUUGCUAUUAAAAAAUUUUUAAAGACAAGAUAUCAAAACUGAAAAGGCAAUCAUCUCCCUGUGAUUUACAGUCCCGAAAGAGUUGGUAAAUUUAGAACUCCAAAAGCAUCGUAAGUUACAUUCGAAGGCCGAGGAGCCUCUACAGGUUUUCACUGCAGUAGGGUGAAGAUUAAGAGACCAUAUCAAGACGUAAAGGGGUCUGAAAUCCACCUCUGAGCUAACCGCCACCAGAAUUAAUCCCCUUUGGACCUUCUCCGGCCCACUGCACAUUGUUUUCUGGAAAGCCAUUACGAUGGGGAAGGAAGUCCGCAUUUUAGGAAUCGGAGGGAAAGCAGGACUCCCCCAGGUCCCAGCAAAACGUUUACAGCGAAUAACGUGAAGGUGCCCAGUCCUUCAGGCAUCCACGUCCAACCGGGACGUUUCUCAACUGCCUAGGCCAGGGUGGGAUCUGAGUUCAUGGAAAGUCCUUUCCGUCACUAACA